GAGAGAGAGGGAGAGAGGGAGAGAGAGAGAGAUCCUCCUUGGCACACACCCGUCAGUGUGGCAGUGUGAUUUUGACUGACUGGCUGACUGACGGGGAUUCUGGAGGAGACGCGCAAGAAAGGAAGGACACUCUCUCCGGUUUUAAUCCCUUCAGUCAUCGUUGCAGAUGGUUUUCUAGCUGCACUGCCUGCAUCCACCUAGGCAUCGGAUUUUGCUUUUUUUUCUCCUUUCCUUGAUUGGCUGAACCAGGGGCUGAACCCAGCCAGCCUGGGCCGGGCUGUGGGGGCUGUUCAGCGAGCCUAAUAGCUGAAGUUGGUACCCGAGAUGAGCGUCUGGACACCCGGGAGCGGGGCUCUCUCUUCGCCAGGGAGAGGGUCUGGGUCGUGGCGGUGCUGGUGGUGGUGGGUUGUAGUGAUCGGGGUGUCAGUGGGAUCUGGAGACCCGUGGAUGUCCGCGGAGGCAUGCCCGUCUUAUUGUACUUGCAGCAGCACCAGGAUCUCCUGUGUGGACCCGGAGCGGGGGAUCAAUGCUUUCCCCGUCCUACAGAGCGAAGCGGAGAUGGAGAACAUCACCGACAUUUACAUCGCCAACCAGGGCAGCUUCUCCUCCAUCAACGACAAAGACCUGCACUACUACAAGAAUCUCAGGAACCUAACGGUGACCAAUAGCAGGCUUACGUAUGUAUCGAAGCUGGCCUUUCAAAACAACAUCAAGAUACAGUACCUGAAUCUGAAAGAUAACAACCUGUCGUCGCUUUCCUGGAGGAUAUUCAGACACCUCAACAUGUCCUAUAUGAUCCUCACAGGGAACCCUCUGCACUGCUCCUGUGAGAACAUGUGGAUGAAACUGUGGUUGGGAGAGGAAGCAGACAAUCAGGAGCUGCGCUGCAUCGAGGAUGGAGGAGUACGCAAGCUGCUGUCCAGACUGACACUACCCAACUGUGAGGUUCCCAUGGCAACGUUGAACCCAUCCAAGGUGACACUAAUGGAGGGGGAGCAUGUGGACCUGUCCUGCACGACCUCGGGGGUGCCCUCGCCCGAGCUCAUAUGGAACAUGGCGUUGGUCUCCAACUAUGAGAUCGAGACAUCGGGACAGAUUUCAGUGCUGCGACUUACCAACCUGUCGUCACUGGAUCACAACAGCAAGAUCAGCUGCACGGCUGAGAACAUCGUUGGAGAGAAAGAGUCCGCGCUGAUGUUGGAUAUACUUUUUCCUCCCAAAAUCACGAAGCUGGCUGAUGCAAUCCCCGACCAUCACUGGUGCAUCCCCUUCAGCAUGUCAGGAAACCCAAGGCCAGAGCUGCUGUGGUAUCAGGAUGAUAAACUUGUGAUGGAGGGCAAAUUCAUCGUGACGAUGAUCCAUGACGUCACAGAGAGAGAGUUCCACGGCUGCCUGCAGCUCGACAGCCCCACACACCUCAACAACGGCCGCUACAAGCUGGUGGCUACAAACAAAUACGGCACAGACAUGAAGGAGGUGGAGGCGCACUUCAUGACCAAGCCCUGGGAGGAGGAGCCUAUCUAUUAUGAUCCAUCCACAGAGGGCCCCCCUCUAGAACCUUCUGAAGACAGAGUCGCUGUGUACGUGGUGGUGGGCAUUGCUGCUGUGGCCUUUACCGGUUUCCUUCUAAUGUUGGUCAUUCUCAAGUUUGGAGGGAAUUCCAAGUUUGGCAUCAAAGGACCAUCUUCUGUGAUCAGUAACGAUGAUGACUCGGCCUCUCCUCUUCACCACGUCUCCAACGGCAGUAACACUCCCUCAUCCUCAGAGAUGGGCCCCGAUGCUGUUAUCAUCGGCAUGACCAAGAUCCCGGUGAUAGAAAACCCUCAGUACUUUAGGAACACAAACAGCCUGCUCAAAACCAACACAUUCGUCCAGCACAUUAAGAGACACAACAUUGUGCUCAAAAGAGAGCUGGGAGAAGGAGCCUUUGGAAAAGUCUUCCUGGCCGAGUGUUACAACCUCUCACCUGACCAGGAGAAGAUACUGGUGGCUGUCAAGACACUUAAAGAGGCCAGUGAAAAUGCCAGGAAGGAUUUCCACCGUGAGGCUGAGUUACUGACAAACCUUCAGCAUGAACACAUUGUCACUUUCUACGGAGUCUGCGUGGAGAGCGACCCCCUCAUCAUGGUGUUUGAGUACAUGAAACAUGGUGACCUCAACAAGUUCCUCAGGGCUCACGGCCCGGAUGCAGUUCUGAUGUCCGAGGGCCAGAACACCAGACCUGUGGAGCUGACGCAGUCCCAGAUGUUACACAUCGCACAGCAGAUCGCAUCCGGCAUGGUCUACCUGGCAUCACAACACUUUGUGCACCGUGACUUGGCCACCAGGAAUUGUUUGGUGGGAGAGAACCUGCUGGUAAAGAUUGGAGACUUUGGCAUGUCCAGAGAUGUCUACAGUACGGACUACUACAGGGUAGGUGUCGGAGGUCACACCAUGCUGCCGAUUCGUUGGAUGCCCCCUGAAAGCAUCAUGUACAGAAAGUUCACCACGGAGAGUGAUGUGUGGAGUUUGGGAGUGGUUCUCUGGGAGAUCUUCACGUAUGGAAAACAGCCCUGGUACCAGCUCUCCAAUAAUGAGGUGAUCGAGUGUAUAACCCAGGGCAGGGUGCUGCAGCGCCCCAGGACCUGUCUGAAGGAAGUGUACGACCUGAUGCUGGGCUGCUGGCAGAGAGAGCCGCACAUGAGACUCAACAUCAAAGAAAUCCACUGUCUGCUCCUCAAUCUGGCCAAAGCUUCACCUGUAUACCUGGAUAUACUUGGCUGAACCCAGGAGGAGAGAGGAUGUGUGUGUGUGUAUGUGUGUGUGGGUGUAUGUAUGUGGGGAUGGUUACUGUACUUUAGCGUAUAUGUGUAUUUGAGGUUGCAUGCAUGUGUGUGUGUGUGCUAGGGUGGACACAGUCGAACCUGUGAAUGAAAUGAAGUGUAAGAUGCUCGUGCAACUGCGCGUGUGACGUACCGCUGUACAGGAUGUGAAGCUAUUAUCAAACUCUCUAAAAAGGCAAUCAAAGAAAUUCCUCAACUCAUCCCGAACCGCGUCUUUCCUCCCUGCCAAUUUCCUCUCCUUUUCGCAUCUCUUCCUCCCUUCUUCCUUCCCGGAGAGACAUUUGCUAAGAGUAAUUUAACUUUGGACGAAAAAAAAGCUUCUUAUACUUCUUUUCAAAUGCUUUAAACUGACUGGGGCUAAAUUGAUGAAAACCUGAUUAACAGGAAUUUAAAAUGUUGUGACUCAUCCCUUGCUGUCUGUCGGACAACGGGACUCGUGUGUUCAUCUGGAAAUUCAACGAGGGAUUUCCGGAAGCUUCGAUCCUAUUUCUUGUAAAUAUGAAACUGUGCGAUGGAGGAAAUGGCUCUUUGCGAUGUGGAGCCAUGAAGACACUGUGUUUUCCCCUCUCACCCCGUCUGUCUAUCCCUCAGAACUGUUCAUGAGUAUUAAUGUCAGCAUUCAUCCAACAUGGCCGGAGGAGAUGACUGCACAGCUGAUGAUUAGCACAGUGCUACACGUACAGCAGAUUUAAAUGUAACAUACACAAAUGAGUCGGAAAAGUAGCUGGUUUUCAGAUAAAAUUACCCGAUGACAUGAAAAAGGAGGAUAUCUGGUUGUACAAUUUCACUGAAGAAAAAUAAUAAUCUAGGAAUACAUUGCCUACUGAAGCUAAACUAAACUGCUGUUGUGUAAAAGGCAGUGCUGUUCCACUAUGUUGUAAUUGUGAAAUGUAAAAAAUCUACAGUACUGAUCUAUAAUACUCACCUCAUGCAACAGUCUUAUUAUUAUAAGGAUAUAUGCACUCAUCUCUGCAUACUGUUUUCUGUUACAUAUUGGACUGUAACACAGCACAGGGUAACAUGAUAACUCCUUUUCCUUUCCCCUAAAGUGACAGAUGCUUCACUUGUGAUGUCAAGCACCCGUGUCGAAGGUCAAUUGAUUCAUUUGUCCGCAGCUGCCCGACAAUCGUGAGGUCUUGGUGUCUGGGGGUGGGGGGCGCUAAGGGAGGCCGGGUUGUGAGGGGGCAGAUCUCGGUCAGAAGUGUGGGCGGCGGCGCUGUAGAAGGUGUGGUUCAUUUGGUCAACCCAUAUUAAAUCAUCAAGGCUCUCUGCACUCAGACAUCCUUGAAAACCACAUCUGUGCAAGAGGGGAGGCACACACACACACACACACACACACACACACAC
Molecule: messenger RNA, 4169 nt
Organism: Trematomus bernacchii (emerald rockcod)
Lineage: Eukaryota; Metazoa; Chordata; Actinopteri; Perciformes; Nototheniidae
Gene: ntrk2a
Product: neurotrophic tyrosine kinase, receptor, type 2a
Exons: 20
Coding region: 325-2763 (812 amino acids)
Biological process (GO): regulation of phosphatidylinositol 3-kinase/protein kinase B signal transduction; multicellular organism development; protein phosphorylation
Cellular component (GO): axon; signaling receptor complex; plasma membrane
Molecular function (GO): ATP binding; brain-derived neurotrophic factor binding; brain-derived neurotrophic factor receptor activity
Source: RefSeq, a predicted model, not a curated record